AUGCCUCGAGUUCACAGCAUGUCGGGCUAUGAAAACAUUCACAGUCCUACUGCAAACAGCGAUUUCGAGCACGUGGUCAUUGGCGUGAUCCUCAGUAACGGGGAGGUACGCGGUGAUCAACACCGAUGUAACGCGCGCGCCUGUUCAGGCAUGACUUUCGGUCGCCUUGCGGACCUCAAGCGACACCACUCUAGUUUACAUGGCGGAGCCGGAGGAAAAGGACAACGUACCUGGUGUCCUGUCGAUGGAUGUGAGUCGCCUUUCACAGAUCUCUGA
Messenger RNA from Alternaria burnsii, 276 nucleotides. RefSeq lists its product as uncharacterized. Lineage: Eukaryota; Fungi; Ascomycota; Dothideomycetes; Pleosporales; Pleosporaceae. The record is from RefSeq and is a predicted model, not a curated record. The transcript has a single exon. The coding region runs from base 1 to 276 and encodes 91 amino acids.